AGUAUUUUUCGCGCUGGUUGUCUGGAGAGUUUGAGUUUCCCGCAAGCUUCGGAUUCAACCUGAAUGAAAUAUUUGGCGUUAUACAGAAUGAAUACGACUGUUUCUUCCCAUUGAGUACUGACAGGCGAUUCAGCGGUGAAACUGGAGGUGCUUUGAUGGGAUGGAUAGCAAAGGGAGCUCCCUGCCCUCCAUGCCUGAACCAGCAAAUCCAGUCAGCAUGAAGCAGCCGCCAGAGUCCCUUGUACAGAAAGCUCGAGGAGAUGUGAGUGGUGACCCUGCUCUUCUAAUGGACAAAGCUGCUGCCCAGUUUGCUGCCACUCUCCAAGAUGGCAUCCUUCAGAAGAUGUCUGGUCACAGCCAUAACAGCCAGUGCCAUGAGAGGCUCAAAGAUCUCACUUCUCUUGUCCUGAAUGGGGAUCAAGACCAGCUGGCCAAGCUUUGUACUUCAGAACCACCUGUUCUUAAAGGUGCUGAAGCCCCUGCCACAAAUGGAACACCCCAUAGUGACCCUGAACUGAAGGUGACGAUACCCCAGGUGGUCAUGGAACCAACGUUUGAGCCAUGCUGUGCCGAUGAGACCAGUUUAGCCACAGAAGGUACUAUACCUGCAACUAAGAAGGAGCAAGGUGUGAAGAAAAAUAGAGGGAGGCUUCACAAAUCCAAACCUCAAUCAAGUCUUGACCCAUCUUCUUUCGCUAUGGUGUCACUUUCUAACAUAGAUGUUGGAGACGGAGCUUCAGCACCAUAUGAGCCUGGUCUUGUCCCAGAGUUGAAAGAGGCCAGAGAAGAGUCUGCUGUGCUGAUUCGAUUUUCUGUUGGUGAUUUAGUUUGGACCAAGGUGUCAGGAUACCCCUGGUGGCCAUGCAUGGUGACCACAGAUCCUGAACUCAAUAAUUAUAUCAAACAAAAACCACAAGUUACUUGCCAGUCAGGCCUCUUAUACCAUGUGCAGUAUUUUGGAGAUGCCCCAGAGAGAGGCUACAUCUGGGAAAAGAACAUGGUAUCGUUCACUGGGGAGGAUCAGUAUCGGGAUCUUAGCAUAAGAAACAGACGGCUUUCCAGUCAUGUUAACAACAAAAAGAUGUCUGCUCCUGUGUCACGUAAAAUCCAGUUUCAGUGGAACAUGGGCAUCAUUCAGGCCAAGGAGGCAUUCAACAUGUCACUAGAUGAACGGAUGGCAAACUUCACCUUUGUGUAUGAUGAGGAGGGUCCUCAUCUGAACCCCCAUGUCCUGGAGAAGUUGAAACCAGAACAAGGCAAUGAGACAGACCGGGACACAGAGUUACAACUCAGCACAGUGUUCCCCGCUGUGCUGAUCAGUCCUGCAGAUGAACCUGCAGCUAUCUCCCAACUGCAAGAUGAUGGGCCAAAAGGGAAAAAGAAACAAGCACCAAGACCAAAAUUCAAAACAGAAUGGGAGAAAAGAGGCAAAGGACAUCUCGUUAACUUACUGAUUAAAAAGACAUGGAAAGACACUGUUUCUUCAAGCAAAAUGCCUCCACCACAACCAUCAUCACAGCAUCCCAUCAGUCAUUCAGCAGAUACACAGCCUGGAUCAUUUGUACCUCAGAAGAAAAAGACAAAACCAAAACAAGCUCAGUCUACCACCAAGACAGUGAAGCGAAGGAAAAUAAAAUCCAUCCAGGAUAGCUCUGCUGACCCGGUGAAGAAAAGGAAAUCAAAGACUGCUUCAUCAACAAGUAAUGUUUCAGAACCAGCAACACUUUCACUUCCAGGUAAGAGGCAGCCCCAACAAAGGAGACUGCUCAAAGAAGCUACAGCAGAAGAGAGUCAGCAGCCUAAUAAGAGACGUAAAAUGGGUAAAGGCGGUGAAAAGCAGGACUUUGCAUUGGAGGGAACACCCAGAAAGCAGAGCAGAAGAAGAAAACCUGGUAAAGACGUAAAGGAAAUGAAGAAGCAAAUGAAAAAGUCAACAUUUUGCCUUACUGCUCCAGGGAAACCAAUUCGGAAAAGGAAAUGGGAUGGAGUGACUCGGGCCACACCCUCCACAGCAAAGAAGCGGCGGUCCUGUCUGUGUCCUGAUACUGAGGGUUCUGGGAGCGAUGAGCAUCCAGACUCUCCAAGUGACAGCUUGGAUGGGACCAAGAAGGGUGAACGCAAGAAAGAGUGUGUCUGCCAGGUGUGUGAGCAGGCGGGUGAGGACUUGGUGGCUUGUGAAGGUCAAUGCUGCAGGAUGUUUCAUCUGCAUUGUCUGGGUCUGUCAUUGAAGCCUGAGGAGAAGCUUUUGUGUCAGGAGUGCCGCACUGGAGUUCAUUCCUGUUUCACCUGUAAGCAGUCAGAAGGGGAGGUACGUCGCUGUCACGUCCAGCACUGUGGCAGGUUUUACCACGAGGCGUGUGCUCGCCUCAGCCCCCUCACCGUGUUUGACAACAAGGGCUUUCGCUGUCCCCUCCACACGUGCCUGAGCUGCCAUUAUGGCUGCAGCGCCAAACAGAAAUCCAGCAAGGGUCGAUUAAUGCGUUGUGUUCGCUGCCCUGUGGCUUACCACAGUGGCGAUUUGUGUGUGGCCGCAGGCAGUGAACUGAUCACAAACAGCUCCAUCAUCUGCACCAACCACUUCAGUGCUAAGAAGGGCUACAGCCACCACAGUCAUGUCAACGUCAGCUGGUGCUUCGUCUGCUCCAAAGGGGGGCAACUGCUGUGCUGUGAAUCUUGCCCAGCAGCCUUUCAUCCUGACUGUUUGAAUAUCGCUAUGCCUGAUGGGAGCUGGUUCUGCAAUGACUGCCGGGCUGGAAAGAAACCCAAAUACAAAGACAUUAUCUGGGUCAAACUGGGAACGUACAGAUGGUGGCCCGCAGAGAUACAGCACCCCAGAAACGUCCCCACAAACAUCCAGCACCUUCGCCAUGAGAUCGGGGAGUUCCCUGUCUUCUUCUUUGGCUCCAAGGAUUACUUCUGGACACACCAGGGUCGUGUUUUUCCCUAUAUGGAGGGAGACAGGGGCAGCAGGCACCAGAGGAAUGGCAUCGGGAAAGUCUUUAAAAGCGCUCUGCUGGAGGCUGAGGCUCGAUUCAAGGAGAUAAAAAUGAAACGAGAGGCCAAGGAAGCACAAGAGAACAACAGAAAACCUCCCCCAUACAAAUUUAUCAAGGUUAACAGACCUUUUGGGAAGGUUCAGGUUUACACUGCAGACAUUUCAGAGAUCCCCAAAUGUAACUGCAAACCCACAGAUGAGAGGCCGUGUGGUUUUGAGUCUGAGUGUUUGAACCGCAUGCUGCAGUACGAGUGCCACCCUCAGGUGUGUCCCAGUGGGCAGCGCUGCUGUAACCAGGACUUCACAAAGCGCUGCUACCCAGAGACUCAGAUCAUUAAGACCAACGGGAAGGGCUGGGGCCUGAUCUCCCUCCGUGACAUUAAAAAGGGUGAAUUUGUGAAUGAGUACAUCGGGGAGCUGAUAGAUGAGGAGGAAUGCAGAGCGAGGAUCAAAUACGCUCAAGAAAACAACAUCACUGAUUUCUACAUGCUCACAAUUGACAAGGACCGUAUCAUUGAUGCCGGACCAAAAGGAAACUACUCUCGUUUCAUGAACCACAGCUGCCAGCCCAACUGUGAGACCCAGAAGUGGACGGUGAACGGUGACACGCGGGUCGGCCUCUUUGCCGUCUGUGACAUCCCGGCAGGAACUGAGCUGACUUUCAACUACAACCUGGACUGCCUCGGCAAUGAGAAGACGGUCUGUCGCUGCGGCGCCCCAAACUGCUCCGGGUUCCUUGGUGAUCGACCAAAGAACUCAAAUGGCCAGACAGCCGAGCUGAAAGCAAAGAGGAUGAAGAAGAAGUGUAAAAGGAGACGAAGCGAGGGAAAGAAGAAGUCUGAAGAUGAGUGUUUCCGCUGUGGAGACGGCGGUCAGCUGGUUCUCUGUGACAAGAAGACGUGCACCAAAGCUUACCACCUGUCCUGCCUGAACCUCACCAAGAGACCGUUUGGCCGCUGGGACUGCCCCUGGCACCACUGUGACAUUUGCGGAAAAAAUUCUGAUGCCUUCUGCCAGCUCUGCCCCAACUCCUUCUGCAAGGCUCACCAGGAGGGGGCGCUGCAUCCCUGGCCUCCGACUGGACAGCUAUGCUGCCUGGAACACGAGGAUCUGGAGGACACAAACCAUCAGGAGCAGACUGUCACCACGGAGACAAUGAUAAACUCCACUACUGCCGCCGCUGUCAGCUGUCCCCUGAAAGCAUCGAGGAAGUCUGAACACGCUGAGGCUAAAAACAAGGGCCCCAAGAGGAAAGCAGCCGAGGCCUGACGCGCCUUUUAGCACCCCCUCUCCUGCUUGUCCCAGCAUGCCAAAAGACCCAAGUGGACACAGUCCAACUUCCUCACUCAUGACCAGAUAGAAGCCACAAGUGCUGAUGUUGUCACCUAACACAUGGCGCCGUAACGCCUCAUCAGGGAAAGCCGCUGAUUGCUCGCACACACUGCCGCGCUCAGACUUUUCAUUUCAUUCAUGUCUGGAUUCUAGUUUGGUUUUCAGAGUGAGUGCAGGUCAACUGACACUCGUUCACCAACCAGUCUUUUUUUGGGGGGGGGGCAGCCUAAAAAGAACACAGUAAGAUUCUGCUGAAAACAGCUCACCUCCCCCCAUCUAAUCUUUAUAAGUUUGGCUCCUUCACCCAUCUCACUGAGGUUGUUGAACAGAAUUUAGUCAAAAAUCAAAAUGAGUACUGGAACGAUGUCACAAAUCAAGCAGGUUGCCAAAUGGACUGUUUUCUAUAAAUAGAUUAUAAAUGAGUUAUUGAACACAGAGACACUAUGGAUAGCAGCCAGAUCACCUCUGUACUUGUUUUGUAGCCAUAGGUUACAUAUAGACACAUUUAUCUUACCGCCGGUUAUUUUGUUAGCUCACUGUUUACUUUGUAGAUUUGAGUGAUUCUUUGUGUUUUAUAUAUCAGGAUGCUGAUCCAUGGUGCCACAAACUGUUUAACUACCUGACUAGAGAACGGCAGAGAAACCAGAGCGCAACAUGUUCCUGUGCGCUCUUCUACAGCCAUCUGGCAUGAAACACUAAGGUCUCUGGCGCCCUCUGCUGAUGAUGAACCAGGUUGAUGAAGGAAUGAGCUGUUCUCUUUUUAACCUUUUUCUUUUUUCUUUCCCCCCCUAAAAGAACUAAAAUAAAGUCAGAUGUGAUCUUUGGAAUCUGACUGGUAUUUAUGAUCAAACAAAUCCAUUUCUUUCUUCUAAUUUUUUUUUCUCUUAAGCCUUUGGUUAUUGUGCUCAAACUGCAGUCUGAAUGUUCUGGGCUCUAACAGGUCCAUGGCACAUGUAAAUGGUUUUGAUUGACUGCACACUUUGACUUAGCGUAAAGAAUGAGGACAGUUGUGGACAAAACUCUGGUGUAUUGUGGCCGUUUUGGAGACAUUUAUAUUCUUGCUCGGGGUUGAGCUUCACAUGUCAUCUCAGGUGACACGUGAAGCUCAACUGUUAGCCACGUGCAAACACGUGACGUUUGCACUUUGCCUCAGUGCAUUUAGUCUGCAGCUUUAUAGCGGUACCUGUUAGCGUGAACGCUGUGACCAGUCAGAUGCAGCAGCUUGUCCUUAUCCCAAAAAAAGGACUUCAUACCACAAAUUUGACAAGAGAGGCUCAAAAGGGUUUCAGCCUCAUCUGCUCCUUGAUAUUUGAAAACUGCUGUAUUUAACAGCUGCUGUUGUGCAUGACAAUGUGCACGUUUGGAGUUGAUGGUAGAAAUCCUCUGGGCAGUCUGGGGAUUUAUGGGAACUGAAGCUGACAGGUGCCUCUUAUCGCUGUGCUUUUAAAUUUCAUGUUUGUCUCUGAUGUAAGUUUGGGGGGGAGGCAGGCAGACCUCAAAAUGAGCCCACUAUGUCUUUUAUUUUGUAAAAGUAUUUCCAAAAGCAGAAUUGAGAAUAGACAUUUUUAUAACUUCACUGUCUGGUUUAACUUUCCCAGAUGCCACCAGGACAUUGUGGCACUGCAGCGAGUUUCGUAGGUGUCUUUUUGACUUUUUGAGUAAAACGUUUCCCAUGAAGCUUGACUGGUGCAUGUGUGGAUGUAGCGCAGCCAAACACUGUAGAGCUGAAGCCUAACGUGCAUUUAGCGGGUCCAUCCUGUAACUACUGUCAUAUUAACCCAGAGACUGUACAUAAUGUAUAAGUGGUAAUAGUGAUGCAUCUAUUGUAAAUACGAGUUCUUAACAUCUUUAUUUUUCUCCCAAAAUGCAGUGUUAACUUUUGUGCAGGAUUUCUGUUGAAUCAUGCAAUAAAAGUGAUCAAACAUG
Molecule: messenger RNA, 6253 nt
Organism: Thalassophryne amazonica
Lineage: Eukaryota; Metazoa; Chordata; Actinopteri; Batrachoidiformes; Batrachoididae
Gene: nsd2
Product: nuclear receptor binding SET domain protein 2
Exons: 22
Coding region: 161-4264 (1367 amino acids)
Biological process (GO): regulation of DNA-templated transcription
Cellular component (GO): nucleus; chromatin
Molecular function (GO): histone H3K36 methyltransferase activity; protein binding
Source: RefSeq, a predicted model, not a curated record